AUGAAGCGUAGUAUGUCCGAAAAGUAUGUGAAAGAAAUUUUGGAGAAGCUCGAAGAAAUUGAGAAACUGCACGCGAAGUUGCGCAGUUUGGUGCCACGCGUAAAAGAUCAUGAAUGGAGAGAUAUGAAAAAUGAAAGUAAAAAGAAUUAUUUAGAACAAAAAUCUAUCAAUAUCUGUCGGAAUUCAGAAAUUAUAAGAAACAUGUCUAAAGAUUUAACAACAAAAAUAAAAAAGUUAUACGAUCCAGAUACAAAACCUAUGAAAUAUCUUAUUAAGUUUAAGAAUCAUUCUAAUAAUAAGUGGAAAAAUUUUAAAAACUAUUUAUUAACUAUGAACGAAUCUGACAUUGUAGUGGUAAACAGAGCUUCCCAAGUGUCGAAUGAUGAUUUAGCAAGUAAUACUUCAGAAAAAACAAUUUCUUCUGCAAUUCCUUCUCUAAAAGCCAAUCAUCUGUUUGAGAAAAGAAGAUCCACAUUGCAAGAUCUACCAGAACGGUUAUUAAAAUAUUUUGGUUACUGUCAUGAUUCUAACUUUGUAAAUGAAACUAUAGUAUCGAUACACGAUCAUAGUUUAGGUGAAGAUGAACCGCAUAAAGUGCAUAAAACAUUAAUCAUUCCGGAUGAGAAAACGGAAACAUUAAAAAUCAUUUCAUCCGUAAGAAGAAUCUAG
Heterotrigona itama is the source of this 669-nucleotide messenger RNA. NCBI's taxonomy places the organism in Eukaryota, Metazoa, Arthropoda, Insecta, Hymenoptera, Apidae. The record is from the annotation of a GenBank genome assembly.